UCUCGGUCGGAGAUAACAAAGCGCAUAUAGAACACCGGCGUUUCUAAGACAGUCACGGAAAAUAGUCAAACACAAAUUGGGCAGAGGACGAAAUCCCAUGUCUGGAUUUAAACUGGGAAUAGUGCGCCUCGGCAGAGCGGCAGGGAAGACAAAGUAUGCCCUUCUUGAUGAGCGAGACAUAUCCUUGGUUGAGCAGUUUGUAUUUGAGGCCAGAGUGGAAGUGGAUCGAGAUGGAAAUGGAGCUAAGAUCUACGCAUAUGCUUACGAUAUUGUUAAGGGUCGAAGUUCAGGGCAGUAUCUGCAUGAAUUAUUAUGGGAACGUCACAGAGGAGGUGUAGCACACGGCUACAAAGUUGUACAUAAAAAUGGCGUGACUGUCGACAAUCGCAUGGAAAACCUCAUUCUUGUAUCCUCCAAAUGCUCAACCCCUUACUUAGAGGAACCUUCCAACAAGAACCGAGAGCAGAGCUUGUACUGGAUAGCAGUACAACAACUGCAGGGGGACCCCUUAGAACACUUUCCAGAGCCAGUAUACAACAGAUAUUACAACUCCAAUGGAGAAAUUGUAGAAAGUGAAGAAGUCAGCUGCGUGUACAACGCGUGCCACUACCGACUGUCCAACUGUAACUCUUCUGUGUAUGUUCCAGAAGACAGCUGCGUCUACUACGAGUGCCACUACCUGCCCUGCACCAACAUGGAGAAGGAAAUCAGGGAAUUCAGUAUAUGUGGCAGAUGCCAGGAAGUCAGGUAUUGUGGAACAUACUGCCAGCAGAGGGACUGGCCAGUUCAUAAACGAUACUGUCGAGAACGACGACAUUUAUUCAUAUCGGAGCGACCUCCAGAUCGAUAGCUUUACCCCUCAUAUCACAAUUCCAUCAUCUUCGCUAUAUUCCAUUGCCAUUGUGUUUCUCAGUCCCAUUGUACAUAGACAACAACACACCAUUUUAGGUGUUCUUAUUAUGUAGGAGAGUGAUAGUGAUUUGAGAGAAAGAAAUUUUUACAAAGCUGUAAGAGUUAUCUCCCCUUAACUUUGCCGGUCGUCACUUACAACAUACUCAAAGAUACUGUGUGGUGUUGUUGUGAACUUUUAGGAUGGUGUUUAAAUUUUUUUAGUAACCCUGAGGGUUAUUAAAUGAUGGACAUGUUUUGUCAAUCUGAGAGCUGACCUGAGUGUUUAAGUUUAUGGGAAUAUUUGUUUUGAUUGUUGCAUGAAGAGGCGCAUAAUAUCGAUCACAUCACUCUAUCACUUGAAAGAUUUUUAGCACUCCACAUUCCAAGCUGAGUUGUAAUGACUGCAGUGUCUUUGUUAUAGUUUUCACUUUGCUGUGAAUGCUAGAAUUCUUAAGAAAGAAAUGCUGUGGUUCAGAUAGAGCCUUUGUUUAUGAAUCUCAUUGACAUUUUUUACAUCACAUAUACUACUAAAUAGUACCAUAAUUCUGACCUUUGCCUGGGUUUUGUUUAAAGAAUACAUGUUACAAAAUCCCACCCAAAUCCUUGAUAUAAGAAUCACAGCAUUAUUUUUUCUUUUCUUCAGCCUAUAUUUGUUAUGCAUGAAAAUGAACAGAAAUCGAAGUGGUUGUUGGUUAAGUUUAAUUCCCACUUGAGUAGUUUUUUGCGUGUGUAUUUGAUGAAAAAGAGUCCAUAUUUUAGGCUUAUUUGCUGGUAUUGCACCCAUGACAUUCCUUAUAACAUAACCAAAGAUGUGUUUAUGAAGAUGUGCAAAAUGUUUGAAGGGGGAUAACUCUCAAGGCUUAAGUGUGCAUAACAAUUAAUCUUGACCUGUCAGUUGCUUAUACACUGAACAGUCCGAGUAAAACAUAAAUAUGUAUUCAUCAUGUAUUAAAUUUUUCUUGGAACAAUGGGAAAAACUGACUUGAGACACCCCCCC
Haliotis rufescens (red abalone) is the source of this 1888-nucleotide messenger RNA. RefSeq names its product zinc finger MYND domain-containing protein 19-like. The transcript has 7 exons. The record is from RefSeq and is a predicted model, not a curated record. NCBI's taxonomy places the organism in Eukaryota, Metazoa, Mollusca, Gastropoda, Lepetellida, Haliotidae. The coding region runs from base 98 to 850 and encodes 250 amino acids.